Messenger RNA from Bursaphelenchus xylophilus (pine wood nematode), 2205 nucleotides. The record is from the annotation of a GenBank genome assembly. Lineage: Eukaryota; Metazoa; Nematoda; Chromadorea; Rhabditida; Aphelenchoididae.
AUGAUCACCUUCAACUUUAGUAUUUUGUGCAUGGCGCCGAGGGCCAAUGUGACGGUAGGCUAUGCCAUUCCUGAGAUGGCUCUCUUAUGGUGAUUUUUAAAUAAUUUUUGCAAUUUUCAGAACAACGCUCCCGUUUAUUAUUACUCCCCAAUCCAACAGACUUACCUGAUGUGGGCCCUGGGCUUUGGAAGUUUGGUUGGGACCUUUCCAUUUACAUAUUUCUUCUCUAAAUUUGGAACUCGCUAUAUUUUUACUGGAGCUGGAAUCCUCUCUAUUGUAUCGACAUUGGCCGUUCCCUUGGCGGCGUCUUAUGGGCUCUAUGCGUUCAUGUUUGUGAGGUUCUUACAGGUAAGUCAAUGUGAUGAGAUAUGGGAUCAGUUUUGUCCCCACAUUGCAUUGUAUGGAACUUUUUUGUUGGGGACAAAAAACUUGCAUACGACGAAAUUGCAAAUGAUGACAAUUGAUUUAGGGCAUCUCAUAUUCCGCUGACUUUGCGGCCAUUGGAAUGUUGACUUCAAUUUGGGCCUCGCUCAAACAACAUGCGUUGUUCUUGUCGCUCCUCACUUGUUAUUCACCAUUAUCCAGCACGUUGACAAAUUUGGUCUCCGGAUAUGUAAGUCCUUCUCAUAUAGUGAGACAUUGGAUGUCUUGAGGAAUAAUUUCGGGCUCUGAAGCCUGAUCCGCGGUCAGCCCGAUUCACUUUCCUCCUCAAAUUGGCGUAAGAGAGCACGGGGAUCAGCGACGACGGGCUCAGGAUUGAUCGGAGGACUGUUUUCGGCGUCCACAUUGGCCAGGACGUUGGCAUCAAUUACGGCAUCCAUCAAAAGCCUAAAAACGGAACGAUUAAUAUAAUUCUGGAACAACCGUCGAAUCAUCUGACCUGCUAUCGCUCGAGAUCUCGCCUUUUAUAUGGGCCCCCAUCCAAGAUGUUGUAAUGGAUCCUCGCCCCUGGAUCCCUUAGGCCGCGUCUUCGAUACCAUGGGAAACUUCCUAUGAUCACCUGAGAUUGUGCAGUCCAAAAAAGCAAAAAUAACCGGCCAAAAUCAGCGCCUCGGAUUACCGAAGAGGACUGCGGAUAGGGUUCAAAGCCAGCGAAAUUAUUCCGCAAGACAUCCAAUGUCUUACUAUAUAACCGGCAAUGUAUUCCGUGAUAUGACAGUUAUAACGUUGGUUUUCAGAUUUGCGAGUCAUUCCUCGGCUGGCCGUGGAUUUAUUAUUUCCAUGCCAUGGCCGGAGCUGUCCUCUUCGGUUACUGGUUCCUUGUUUACACCGAUUACCCGGCCAAAUCCAACUGGGUGUCUUCCAUUGAACUCGAAAAGAUUGAGAGAAACAAGGCAAAAGAAGAGCUCGAAUUCCAUGGAGUUGUUCCUUAUUGGGUGAGGAAAACGUCGACUCGUAAUACUUUUAAUCCGAUGACUUUAGGAGAUCUGCAAGAACCCGGUAGUGCUGACUAUAUGGUACAACGCCUUUAUCGAGAUUUCCUCCGGAAUCUUCUUGCUGAUCUACACCCCAAUUUACAUGAGAAAAGUCCGUGGAUUUAGUAUAGUAACCACUGGAAUUUUGAGUUCCAUUCCUCCGCUAAUUGCCAUCCCUCUUCGCAUCACUUUCGGGAUAAUAAGUGAUAAAAUUAAGUAUGUUUUUUGGAUUAAUCUAAAUGGCUUAGUUGCGAUAUUAAAGCAAUUUUAUACUAUGUUUUAGAUUUUGGUCGGAACGCACAAAAAUGAACGUGUUCAAUACAUUUGCCGCAUUCGGCCCAGCCGUGUGUUAUAUGUUGAUUGUCAUCAUCGACGAACCCAUGUUUGCCGUCGGGGUUUUGCUCACAAUCCACGUGUUCUAUGCCGGCAGUGGUGGGGGAUUCUAUAAAUGCGCAACACUCUCUUGCAGGUAAGACUUUCUGCUGCUAUCAUGUGCAAUAUUAAUUAAAAUUUCAGACAGCACAGCCACUUUGUAAUCGCAAAUAUCCAGUUUAUCAAAUGCCUAACUUUAUUCUUUGCCCCCGCUUUAUACGGCUUCUUUGUGCACGAUGAAACCUCAUCAGAGCAAUGGAAUCAUAUCUUCGUUACGAUGAGUGUAGCCCUGACAACUGCGACUGCCCUGUUCAUCUUUUUCUCGACCGACAAACCGCAGAAAUUUACGCAUGUCAGCGAAAACCGCGGAGCCCUCGACCUCAAUGUUUUGAAGAAGGAGGAAGUGUUGAAACAAUAG